This is a messenger RNA of Apiotrichum porosum, 672 nucleotides long. RefSeq lists its product as uncharacterized. The coding region runs from base 1 to 672 and encodes 223 amino acids. The record is from RefSeq and is a predicted model, not a curated record. The transcript is spliced from 2 exons. Lineage: Eukaryota; Fungi; Basidiomycota; Tremellomycetes; Trichosporonales; Trichosporonaceae.
AUGCAGGUCACUGAUGCCCCAUCUUACACGACGCUCGGGGAGGUGUUCAAGGGCGCCAAAAGUGUCGCCCUCGAAGGCCAACUCGAAUACAUCACCAAGGAGGGAGCCAUCUCUCUCAAACAGGAGAAAGCAAUGUAUAAGCAAGAAGCAUCACAGAUCAUCACCAAUGAGGCCACCAUCGACGGAGCAGUCAAGGAAAUCGACGACCCUUCCCCGGAGGCCAGGUGGUGCUUCCCGCCAAUGGCCGACCUGAAUAUCUGGGCUGAGAACCUCGCCGACAGGAAGAGCGAUAUUCAGACACUCAAGGCGUCCAUCGUUGAAGAGCGCAUGGUCCUCAAGAGCCUUCAAGCCGAUAUCGUGGCCAAGGAGAAAGAGGUGGCGGAGUUCGAAAAGCACAUCGACUCGCCCGCGACCUUCCCAGACGAUACCCCAGGUCCCAUCCUGGUGGUCAUAAAGGUCAUGACGGAAGCCAUGAAUCCGGCAAUCAGACGCAAGUUUGAGGAAAGGAAGACAGAGGUCGCAAUCAUGAAGGAGUUUGCCAGGCUCCUCACCAACCGGCACAACUUCGUCAUCGACCUCGCAAACAACCGCGAAAAGAUCAUCGAUCGCAGCAUCGCCAAGGUCGAGACCCUUAAGGCUCACUGUCGUACCCUAGGCCGCCACGACACAUAG